AAGGCCUAGCCAAAACGGGAAGGGUUCGUACGGGAUACAUUGAACUUCGCCAUGCGGCAAAUCCGUGGACCGUGUAUUUGCAGCUCCGGCUCCCGAUGCGGCGACCCAUGCCUUGGAGCUCAAUCAAGAAAUGGAAAAGAAUAAUGUUUCUCAAGAAGCAGUUUGAAGACACUUAUUUUGAGCAUUGCCUUUGAAUUCCCAAGGAAUCACGGUUGCACUGCAAGGACUUCCUCAUGGUGUGGAGCUUGAAUUCCAUGAAGUACUAGUUAGAACAGUGUUACGGUAGCAUGUGUUCGUGGUGUGUGUUUGCGUCAUUCGGAUUUCGGACUUGAAUGAGAGAGCCAAAACAAGUAUUGGUCCGAAGGUGAACUUCGGAGUGUCAGGUUCGUCAGCAACCUUUCGCCUGCAAUGUGCGGAAAUCAGCCGCAGCCGUAGUGAUUGCCGAUCUCGAGGUAGUCAGAGUUACUUGCGAUUGUACGUGUUACCAGUAUGACGUGGAGACCGAGUCAGGCGAGGAGUGGAGUGGCUAUUUACAACUUCGAUGCUCGACACCCUCACGAGUUGUCACUGGACGUCGGUGACGUUGUGAACAUCACAGAAGAAUGCAUGGGUCAUGGCUGGUACAAAGGACACGUUUCAAGAAAGAAGUCCGAGACGGGAUUGUUUCCGAGUACGUUUGUGCACCUGAAAAGCCCCACUAGCAACGACAGUGCUAGUGGUGCACGAACUGGACUUCCUCAGGAUGAUCCUAUUGUCACUGAGGUGGCUGAUGUGCUGAGGGUGUGGGGUGAUGCCAUGAAGCAGUCCUAUGUGGAGCUCAAAGAUGAUGUGGUGCAAAAGCUGAACAGCAGCAUGACACUGUUGGUGAAAUGGCGGCGUGACAUUCUCCUGGGGUCGAUGCGCUCCGACCAUCUGCUGCGCUUAAAAGCCAAGAUCGCGGCAGUCAUCAACAAGUGCAAUCUGUCCCUGGGUCUGGAUCUAGUAGCACGUGAUGACAACUACGAUGCGAUCGAAGCGGACAACGUCAGUGUGCUGGACCUGUACAACAUACAUGCACAGUACUUACGCAACGACCUGCCGAAGACGCCGCGGAAAUUCGUCCACCUCUACUCCAGUUUAGUGUCGGCGACGUGCUCGGUCUCCGGUGAAGACACCGAGCUCCUCUUCUCCUUGUACGAUGCGCACAAGCAAGAGUUCAUUAGCGAGCGCGUUGCUGUGCGAUUCGGCGCAGACGGGACGGUGGAGAAAAACCGAAGCGACGCCGGCGCGCCGUUCUCCUGGUUAUUUACCGACCUGGAUGCGACAAUGCUAGGCCAGUGUCAAGACCUGUACGUCGUUUGCCACGUGGUACGCCUGGGUCGAAUAGACCUUGGUGUCAAGAAGCCUACUGCGUCCAUCUUCCGGCGACCAGUCGGUGUUGUGGUGUUGGCUCUGGCAAAGCUGCGAGCCGUUGUGGAUGCAGCGCACACGAUGGUACAGAUAAGUAGCUACAUGUGCCCGGUGUCGGACGAGAAAGACUUCAGCAUGCUGCACGACCAGAUAAUUCGACGAGUAGCCAAGCCGAACGAGCGUUCCGGCACCAUUUGCCUGAACAUGCAGCUUGUGCUGGGAGACCUGCACACAGCACUGGACAGUCAUCCCGAUCUGCUCAGCAAGGGUAUGGUCAUGGUGCGCAAAAUCGGCUUUGCUCUACACACGGUGCCCGGUGAGGUGCGUAACGACAUCUUCAUCACGCUAGAGCGUGGUGAGUUCGAGAAGGGCGGCAAGUCGACUGCCAAGAACAUCGAGGUAGCAGUGGACCUGAUGGAUCCAGCCGGCGAGCCGCUGGAGAUGAUCAUGCAGUCUGCCUCCUCGCAAUCCACGUCUGACAUACAGUCUGUAAUUCUCUAUCACAACAAUUCGCCGCGGUGGGGCGAAACGUUCCGCGUCAACAUCCCGUUAAAUCUCAUCUCUGACGCCAUUCUCUUGUUCACGAUCCGACACUGCUCAUCCACCAGUGAUAGCCGCGCCGACAAGCAGUCAGUUUUCUCCUACUUGAAGCUAGUCGCCAAGGAUGGCACCACCAUACAGAAUGGCCUGCAUGAGCUGUGUCUGUACCGUUGCUCGCCCAAGAAUGCGCAACCGAGUACGUUUACAACAGGCCCAUCGACCGUCGAAGAGCUGGCUUCGGGCGGCACCGUACCCAGCACGCUUGCGCUGUCCAGAAAGGAGGGCUUUGCCGUCUCGAUCAACGUUUGCUCCACCAAGCUGACGCAGGAUCCGCAGCUGCUGGCGCUGCUGCAGUGGCGCUUGCACCAGGACCGGCUGGUCAGCGUCCUGGAGAACUUGAUGAACAUGGACGGGCGCGGCGUGUGCCUGUUCAUGCAGGAUGCGUUUGACGCUCUCUUCUACAUUCUGGACAUCGACAACAAGCUGUGCAACCAGCUGGUGUUCAAUGCGCUAGUGCACUUUCUAAACUACAUGCUACAGCCAGAGUAUGAGCAGUUUGUCGAGACCCUGGACAAGUACAUCUCGGUGCACUUCUCCGGCGCCAUGGCCUACAAGAAGCUGCUGACGGGAAUCCGCGGCUACAUCGACAACGCACAUCGGCCGGAGCUGCAGGCGGCGCUGAGGCAGACCGUCUGCUGCUUCCACUACAUCUUCAAGAUCAUCAUACAGUCGCGGCGGCUGCAUGCGCGUGCCUCGCGCACCACGUGUAUAACGCCGACGUUCAAGGAGAGCGUCGAGAAGGUCGUUCAGUCCCUGAUCACGCUGGUGGAAACGCCCAGCACCGAUGCCUACCUGCAAGCCAUACAGAUAGCGGCGCUCAAGAGCUUGGGCGACUCGGUCGAUCUGUUCCAAGACGUGUUCGACGGAACGGAGCUGGCCACUAUCCUGUCGCAAGCCGUUGAUGCUGUGCCAUCCAGCGAACCAGGUCACAUACUGGUGGAUGCCAAGCUCGCCUUCAUGCUGGUGCUGGUCAAGAAUUCGAUCUUCUUGGACGUUGCAUCCCGACACGUACUGCUGCCCACGUUCCUUGCAAAUAUCCGCGCAUAUCUAACGAGUGGCCUUCGCUCUUCAGCGCUGAUCAAUGUGAUAGGCGAGGUUGUCAAGCGUCUCGAGGGCAAGUAUUGUUGUGAGGCCACGGUGGAAGACAGACGCCUGCUGUCCACGCUGCUGCCCACUCUGGUGACGUUCCUGAUGGGUACGGUCGUUGCAUCGCCUUCCACUACACCGCCUGCGGAGACCUUGCUGAUGGUCAUAUGCAGUCUGCUGGGUAUCCUGCGGCUGAUGGACACAGAUAACUAUGUGGAGAUGACGCCGACACUGCCAGAUGCGCAUGCAUUCAUCAACGAUCUGUUUGCCAUCUUCCACUAUCUGCUGACCUACGACAUUUUCGACAAGUCCUGGUCCCUGCUUCGCCUGAUCAUGCACAACAUCAUUCUCGUCUCGAUCUCGUCGCUAUCUGAGACGUUACGGCCGGAUGACGACGCUAAGCAGGUCGAGCAAGACAUCAUGAAGACCUACUUCCUGCUGGCCACGCAGUUCAUCACGCAGCAGACUCUGCAGCUAGAGCUGCUGCACUCGAUCCGCGCCGGUCAGGUGCAGGCGAGGUUCGGCGACAUGCGCUACGUGAUGGCCACAGAGCUGGUGGUCAUGUGGUCGGGGCUGGGCGAGGAGCGGAAGGCCUGCGUUCCCGUGCUGACGCGCCCGCUCCUGCAAGCGGCGCUGGUGAAGCAAGAGGAGGUACGGCGUGCCCUGCUACCCAUCUUCGUUGAUUUGCUCGAGGUUGAGUACUGCAAGAGUAGAACCAUCAGGAUGGUGUCCAAGGAGCUGUUUGACGCGCUGGACCCGUUCAUCUCUGCUGGAUGCGGUGAUUAUGAGUUUGUGUCCACGGCAGAAGAGAUCUGGCUUGGUCUGGUGACGAAGAGCACAACACUGGAUGAGGCUGCGUGUAGCAUGAUCCGUAACCUUGUCAAGAGAGUGGUGCUAUUGGCGACCAGGCUGAUUGACUACCGCAGCCUGGGCGGCGAAGACAGAACGUCGGCCGAACGGCGUCGCCGCAUGCUGGUCCUGUACAACAUGGUCACGUUCUACAAGAAGUAUGGCCCGCAUCGGCAGUACGACGGGUGCCUCUACAAGCUUGCACGCCUGCACAUCGUCGAGUCCAACUGGACCGAGGCGGCAUACGCUCUGCUGCAGGUGUCCGACAAUCUCAGCUUCAAGGACAACACGAUGCUGGAUAGCGUGCUCAAGUACCCGCGCCAGACGGCCUGCAAUCGCAAGGAGGCGCUCGUUCAGGACAUGGUCGACUACUUUGGCAAGGGCAAGUCCUUUGAAUGCGGCAUAGUGCAGUGUGACCUGCUGAUCGACCUCUAUCGGCACAGCAUGUACGACUACACUAAACUACGCUCCAUUCUAUCGACGCAGGCCGCCUUCUUCGGCAACAUCGUCGACGAGCACAGGCCGGCGCGCGAGUAUUUCCGCGUGGGCUACUACGGCCAGGGGCUGCCUCGGUUCUUGCGCAACCGCACCUUCAUCUACCUGGGCUUGGAGUACGAGAAGCUGACGUCGUUCCAGGAGCGUCUACUGCUGGAUUACGGCGACGUGGAGUUGCUGAAGACAAACGAGGCGCCCGGUGAGGACAUUACGUCGUCUUCAAAAGGCUACCUGCAAGUCUGCACCGUCAGACCAUGCCCAACUGUACCGGACCACUUUGAACGCGUCGACAUCAACGAACGUAUCCGCGACUACUACGAGGUCAACUGCAUCACCAAGUUUGAGUAUUCCCGGCCGUUCCACAAGGGCCCCAAGGACAAAGACAAUGAGUUUAAGAGCUUGUGGCUGGAGCGCACCACAUUGACGACUGCUUGGCCACUACCAGGAAUCCUCGCUUGGGCAGAGAUUGCCACAACAAGGGUGACGGAAAUCUCACCUAUCGAAAACGCCGUGGAGACGAUGGUGGCCAAGAACAAGCAGCUGCAGACGAUGAUCGCGUCGUACCGCAGCAAGCAGGCCAGCAACAUCAACCCGCUCAGCAUGGCGCUGAACGGUGUCAUCGACGCAGCCGUGAUGGGCGGCACGGAGAACUACGAGAAGGCAUUCUUCAUCGACAGCUACAUGGAGGAGAACCCGCAGCAUGUCACGCAAAUCCAGCUGUUGAAACGUCUGAUGCUGGAGCAGGUGGGUAUUCUGGAGAGAGGUCUGGAGGUACACAAGGCCCUGAUACCAGAUAAUCUCAAGCCAUUCCACACGAAAAUGGAAGCGAGCUUUGCUCAAAUGAAGGAGAAACAAAUGAGGAAUAAACGGUCGUCGUCCCCGGAUCCUGUGUUUAGUGAGUAUAGCUUUUGCAAUGCUGGACUCGAGGGCAAUACCAGUACCGAUGGUCUUCCUCAACCGCGCCCAAGACAAAGUCAGAUGACUGAUAGUGCCGCCGCUACUUCCAACGGUGUUGGUGGCAGGGUUGGUGGUGCUGGUGGUGCUGGUGAUGCUACCUCUGCUGGCGGCGCUGGUGGUGCUGGUGCUGGUGGUGGUGCUCCGCGUCCACCAGUGAAGCCCAAACCCAAAACGCGUGUCCUGGAGUCACACCCUGAGGCAGCGGAGGGUCUUGACCAGAUGGUCAAACGCCGAAUUGCACGCACUGCUAUGCAGGCUAAAGUUGAGCGGCCAAGCAUUCGCACAGUAUCACGUGGCGAUCGCUUAGGCAAAACGUUAUCCCAUGACCCGCGAAAGACUGGCGCAAACCUAUCGCGCAAUGCCACCGCAGCCAAAUCGCUUCGCGUCACGACUAGCAUACCGUCCAUCCACACUCACUCUAUCAGGAGCACACAGGAGGAUGAUGAAUCUGAUAGUUAUUAGCGCUUGUUCCGCCUUGCUCAUGGACUUGCCUUGUUCCACUGACUCCAUACAUCUUGGACCGGUCGAGAGUUUCGCCUGAAUAGGAGACCACAUCCCGUCUUCUUGUUUGAUCAUGGCUGCUUGGUAACUUAGUAUACUCCAAAGGUGCUGAUUCCUUGACAUUGGAUCAAGCAGUGACUUGGCCAUUUGCUCAUGCAGCAAAAAAAUGGUCCUUUUUGCUUGGGAAUCCCAUCGCUGGGGCUGCUUCUCAAUGUACAAAAUACUAUGGCCGACACCUUUUUUUCUUCUCAGUGACGUUCUAGGUCUUGAGAUGUGUAGCAUCUACUCGCUCCGGCCAGCUUGGCGCUCCUGUACAGGCGCUGCUUAUCCAUAGUUGGCCUCGCGAUGGUGGCAGCUAAUUCCAGUGUAUUUGCUUAGUAUGUUUCACCACUUGAGCUACUGCUGCUAGUAGCGGGUACUUCGACAGUAGGCAGUCACCGGUGCACCAUACCUGUGGCCGCUGUGCUUGUGUGUUGGCACACUUUUAGGGCAUGGCAUUCACAUGCUGGGUUGACUGCGUGUAGGAUAUUCUUGUUCCCUAUCUUAUCUUUUUGUACAUAGUUCGUUGAAGUAUUGCUUUUAGACAAGGGCCGUUGGCCUUUCUGGUGAAGGUACAGCCAACCAUUCACCGACACUAACCGAAGUUCUGUUUUCACUUCAUAUUUUAUUCUAUAUUUUUUACCUAUGUUCAUGUUGGAUUUGUUGUUGUUGACCUCCUAGCCCCAAAACGACAAGUGAGUUGCGGUGCACUUUUAUUAUUAUUUUAUUAUUGUAUCACCCAUUAUUACUACUUCAGGGUGACACUGUACAAAGGUGAUCUUUUAUUAUAACCAAACUGGAAGUUUGACACGCCAUCUGUGUCUUUCUUUCUCUAUUUUUACGCUCCAAAUUUGCAAUCCGAGGAGCAAUACAUCUGUCCUUAGAACCCUUGCCAACACUACAGUCAAAUGUUUAUUUUCCAAUUGGCCACAAUGUCUCUUUCUUUGCUCAUUUAUUUGCAGAAAAAGGACUAUAAUGGA
Messenger RNA from Sycon ciliatum, 6896 nucleotides. RefSeq names its product dedicator of cytokinesis protein 4-like. Gene Ontology annotation, biological process: small GTPase-mediated signal transduction. Gene Ontology annotation, molecular function: small GTPase binding; guanyl-nucleotide exchange factor activity. Bases 490 to 5838 code for a protein of 1782 amino acids. Gene Ontology annotation, cellular component: plasma membrane; cytoplasm. Lineage: Eukaryota; Metazoa; Porifera; Calcarea; Leucosolenida; Sycettidae. The record is from RefSeq and is a predicted model, not a curated record. The transcript has 8 exons.